Messenger RNA from Tetrahymena thermophila SB210, 1989 nucleotides. RefSeq lists its product as hypothetical. The transcript has a single exon. Lineage: Eukaryota; Ciliophora; Oligohymenophorea; Hymenostomatida; Tetrahymenidae. The record is from RefSeq and is a predicted model, not a curated record.
AUGAUUGCAGCAGACUUUGAAAAGAAAAAAUAAUCUGAUUUUGCUAAUGAUUUGUAGAAUUUCUCUGAUGUAUUUUUCGAUAUAAACCCUUUUCAAAGGAUAUCAUUGACUUCUCUUCUUCCAAACUCUGCAAAACCAGCUAAAAAGUAGCCAUAAAAAGUGCCUAAUUAAAGCUAACUAUCUUUAAAGGCAUUAAAAAAUAUUUGUUGGCAGAGCCAAAGUUCGAAAAAUACUUAGCCAUUAACGUCGCUUUUAAAUAUAAAAAAACAAACUAAAUAAAAUAAGAAAACCUCUGCUACCUCUUUUAAUGCUAAAAACUAAAAAGGAAAUUUUAAGAUUCAUGAAAUGUUUAAGCUCGAUGAUUUUCUUAAUAGUAAAAAAUCUCAUUAAAUAACAAAAUCAGAUGUAAGUGGUUUACUAAAUAACCACUUAAUAGAAAAUGAAUACGAAACGCUAACUAUCCCAAAUACAGAUUUUAUAAAAUAUACGCUAACUGAUAAAUGUGGAUCUCUUAGUUCCAGGACUCAUGCAAGCUACAGCAAUAAGGCUCAUGCUUCUCCUAAAUUGAAUUUCACAUCAUGUUGCAAUAAUGAUAUUUUACAUAAUGUUUCACCAAAAUCUACUUAAAAUAAAGUAAACGAAUAAAACAAAUAAAAUGCUACUGAAUAAUUUGUACAAACUCAAAGAAAGCUUACAUCUAAGCACAAGCCUUAGGUAUCAUCAACAGUGAAUCCAACCUAAAAUCUUUUUGAAUAAAGUGAGAAUAACACUUUAAAGUAAAGUCAAUUUAAAGCUAAUCAUAAAGGCAAUAUUACAAAUAAUGCUCAACAAAAUAAAAAUAUUACAAAAUUUUAAGACCAUUUAAAGACCAAGUAAGGUUCUAAUCCUUCAUUAUUAAUAAAAGAUUUGUUAGAUUAAGAAAAAAAUAAAGACUUUUAAUUAACUAAAAACUAUAACUAGUCUAUCAAGGUUCAAAAUGAGAUUGAAAACAGAAAAUAAUCUACUCACAACAUAGGAAUAGAAUUAGAAAAGAAAGAAGAAGAGCUAAAAUAAAAAUAUAUGAAAAAGAUAUUUGAACCAGAUGGAGUUUUAAAUGGUAGAAGACCAAGUAAAGAGAAACAGUAAAAACUCUCUAUAACUAAUCCUCUUUUUACCGAAGUAGAUAAGUCUUCUCUUGUAGAUAGAUCUUAAGCUUUUAUUUUAAAUUAAUUUUAAAAGAAAUAACAAUAAAAUACUCUUAACAAAAAACCCAGAAUAUGGAGCGCUUAGCCUCAGUUAAAUGAUGGAAAUAAUAAGCAAGAGAGUAAAAUAACGUCUGCUUCAUUUUUUGGUAAUGUUAAGAAUUAAUCAUUAAAUAUAAAUCAGAGUAAAACAUAACUUAGAGAAGAUGAAGACAUCUAAGUCUAGCAGAAUUAACACCUCACAGCCCAAAAAAUUGAAGAAAGUAAGGAAGGAAAAGUAAAAAAUAUUUAUAGCAACUCUAAUCCUUAUUAUAAUUAGACAUAUAUUAAACAACACUUAAAAUAAUCAUAAUAAACAUCUACAAGCUAUUUUAAAUAAAUGAUACAUCCUGAAUUAUAAUCAUUUACUUCAUUAUAAAGAAAACCAACAAAGGAGGCUAUUAACUAAAUAAUUAAUACACCAAACAAUUAAAGUAACACAAAAACCCCAAAUAAAAAAGUAUCCUUAAACUCAAAUACCAAGAUUCAUCAAUAAGUAAACAAUAAAAAAGUUAUAUCUACUAAUAAAAGCGAAGAAAUAUUACUUUAGAGAUCUAGAACAUUUGAUGAAGAAAAAUACUAAAAAGAGAUUGAAAGUAAUCUUACAAUAUAUAAAUAUUCUAGCAACUAUUAUAGACCGCAAACAGCAAGAUUGCAGUCAUAAAAUAAAUCUUAAAGGAAGAAAGAUGACAAUUAAUUAAGAAAAAGCUAUGACUCACUCAAAUCAUGGGAAAACUUAGACAUUGAUGAUAAUUCAGGCAUUUUAUGA